AUUGCAUGCUCAGCCGCAACAAUGGCAAGACCCAAGACGCGCGCUCAGAAACUCCAGGAGCUAAGCGAUGUCAGGGCGAAAGAUUUUGACCCCGAGGACGUCGGCGAAUACAAUAGCGACAGCGAAACUAACGAGUUUGAGAGCGAUAACGACGCGCCAAUUCAUGCAAGGGAACACUACGAGGAAGUAGGGAAGAGCAAGCUGCGAAAACCUCAACCUAUCAACCUUGGACCUCAGUAUGCGGGUUUGAAGGUGCGACGAGAUGCAUUGAACGUCGACGACGAUGAGGACGACCCAUUCUCUCGCGACUACGGUGAUAGCGACAGUGCCAAUGAAAUUUCCGCUAGUGAUCAAGAUGGCGAAGAAGAAAGUCUGUCUGAGGGCUUGAAUGGGAGCUCCGAUGAAGACCGUUCGGACAAUGAAGCUGGCACGGAUCUUACACAUGAAGAAGAUGACGAGAGCGAUGACGAAGGUUCGGUCGGAAGAAAUGAAGGUUUGGGAACAGCUCGAAACGCAGAUGGGAUAGACAGAGAGGAGCUGCGAAAGCUCAUGAUUGAUGAUCAGAAGCACGUAGCGGCGACAUUGUCGCAAAGUGCGAAGGCAGACGCAGAGAAAGGUAAAGCCGUCAAGGCACAACGAUCCACUUUCGAUACGCUCUUGAACGCAAGAAUAAAACUUCAGAAAGCUCUAAUUGCUACGAACUCUCUGCUAGCUUCUCAUCCAUCUAAGGACAUUACAGAGUCCGAGCAAGAUGUUAUUCAUGCUGCAGAAGUCGCAGCAUUGAAACUCUGGAACAACCUGAACGAUCUUCGCACCUCGUUGCAGUCCAUUAAAACCGGGCAAAAGCGCUCCCACAGACAAUUUACCACGCAGGACUCGAUAGAUGAGCUAUGGGAGGAGAUGAAGACAUACGAAACGGCUCAGAAGAAACCAAGAAUUACAGGACUGGAUUUUUGGGCAUCAAAAACCCGAGCAAUGACAUCUCUUCCUCAAUCUCGAGGCCGACUGCAGCAGUCUAUUAAGGAGAAUCAAUUAAGCGAUGUGCUUGCUGCGCAACUAGCAGAUAUAGCGCGAUUAGUGUCUAAGACACAAGUUGCUCGAUCAUGUGCGCCCAUUCAAGCUGCAUCCGUCAAGAAACCGCAGGCGAGCACAGGCGACGCACGUGAUGACGAUGCCAGUGAAAAAGAGCCCGAGAAGCUCCCAAUAUACGACGAUGCGGAUUUCUACACAAUCUUAUUAGCAAAUCUAAUCUCUCAGCGCAGUUCAGACGCCACCAUCAACCUCUCCAACUUGAGUAUUCAGCCAUGGCAGGCAGCACGCGAAGCUAAAACAAAGAAGGUGGUCGACACGAAAGCAAGUAAAGGCCGAAAAUUACGUUAUACUGUUCAUGAGAAGUUGGUCAGUUUCAUGGCUCCCGAGGAUCGAGGCUCGUGGGGCGAGAGGCAAGCUGAGGAGUUAUUCAGUAGUCUGUUUGGUAGGAGAAUUGCACUCGAAGAGGACCAUGAAAACUUCAAUGAAGACGCUGAGGAGGAUAAAGAGAUAGAAGGGCUGAAGCUCUUCGGUGGACAGGAGUAGGUUUUUGACUUUGGCAAGACCCCCAACCAUUGAGCGUUUGUUGUGACUGCACCAGGAAUACAAGUAGUGAUCAAAACUUCUGAAUAUUUUCC
Molecule: messenger RNA, 1667 nt
Organism: Verruconis gallopava
Lineage: Eukaryota; Fungi; Ascomycota; Dothideomycetes; Venturiales; Sympoventuriaceae
Exons: 2
Coding region: 22-1575 (517 amino acids)
Biological process (GO): maturation of SSU-rRNA from tricistronic rRNA transcript (SSU-rRNA, 5.8S rRNA, LSU-rRNA)
Cellular component (GO): nucleus; nucleolus
Source: RefSeq, a predicted model, not a curated record